This is a messenger RNA of Euleptes europaea (tarantolino), 3186 nucleotides long. RefSeq names its product centrosomal protein 112 (gene CEP112). Bases 10 to 2775 code for a protein of 921 amino acids. The transcript is spliced from 25 exons. NCBI's taxonomy places the organism in Eukaryota, Metazoa, Chordata, Lepidosauria, Squamata, Sphaerodactylidae. The record is from RefSeq and is a predicted model, not a curated record.
GUGAGCACAAUGAACAGUGAAGAAGAAACACUGGAGAAACUGGAUGCAGAAUUUGAUCAUUAUGUUGUGGAUAUGAAGCCUUAUGUUUUGAAACUACCUCAUAAAUUAGAACGUCAGAGAUGUGCCCUUUGGAUUAAAAAACUGUGCGAACCUUCAGGUGCAGGUACAGGGAUUGUUGAUAGAAAGAACCGGAAUCUAUAUGCAAAACUUCUGCUGCAUAUGCUGAAGAGAGGUGUUCUGGAAGGCCCCUUUACGCAUAAACCUGAAGCAGGAAUGCUGAAAACCCUUCCUUCGUACAUGUCCAUCUAUUUUGAUGAGCCAAAUUCUACAAGAGUGCGGAGUGACAGCUCAGAAGAAUUACCUGACUGGGUCAUGGGAGAGCUGGGACAAAGUGAUUCUAAACUGGAUGAGUCCUGGAAGCUUUCUUUUAGAGAAAAAUCUGCUUUGGUAACUGUACCGGUUGUACACAGAGACCAGUAUACAUAUAAUGGAAAACUGCCAUUAAAAUCACAUUCUAUGAGUCAACCUUAUCAGUCAGAAGAUGACAGCUUCUCCUCAAAGAGUCAUGAUGAUCAUCGCUCCGGAAAAAUUUCAUUGGAUGACAGUGACCUUGAAGCACGUUUCAACAGUUGGAAUCUUGGGCUGGAAAAUCCCAGAUACUUGCGUGAGAAAACUAUACCGCUAUCAUUGAUGUCACCCAAAGUUGGAAUGGGAACAAACACUUCUCGGGAUGAAAAAUCAUUGUUCCAUAUGCAUGAAAGAGAGCUGGAGAUGAAAACAAAAAUGAUGGAAGCUAGAAUUCAUGAAGAAAAGCUUAAAUUACAACAGAAGCAUGAUUCAGAUGUUCAGAAGAUUUUGGACCGAAAGAAUAAUGAAAUUGAAGUACUGAAGGCUCUGUACAAAACAAAGCAGAAUGAAGCUGAAGAGACCAUUCAAAAACUUGAAAAAAAAGUUCAGACGCUUGUCCGUGAAUCACAAGUCAUUAGAGAAGCUAAGGAAAAACAGAUUGCGGAGCUGAAAAAGUUAUGUGAGCAAAGUACAGAGUCGCUGAACAAUGAGUGGGAGAAAAGGCUCCAUAGUGCAGUGGCCGAAAUGGAGAAAGAAAAGUUUGAUCUUCAGAAGAAACACACAGAAAAUAUCCAGGAAUUGCUGGAGGAUACAAAUGCACGCCUAAGUAAAAUGGAUGCAGAAUAUUUGGCAAAAACCAAGGACCCUAACCCGAUGGUCAAAGAGCUGAAAGCCCGUGUCCAUCAGUUGACUAUGGAAGCCGAAAGCAGCAAUUUGCAGCAUCAGAAAUUAUCUCAAGAAAAGGCUAAUCUGGAACAGUUGUACCAGGCUGUAUGCACUGAACUUCAAGAAGCUAAGAAAAGAUGCAACUCACUUCAAAAAGAGAGAGAAUGUAUUGUACAAGAUUAUGAGCAGGACAUUCAGCAGCUACAAGGCAAAUAUGAUGCUGACCUAAAUUUCAUGAAACAGGAACAUGCUCUUUCUGCAGCUAAGGCAUCUGAUGUGAUUGAAGAAUUAGAACAGUGCGUUUCUCAAUUAAAACAACAGUUAGUAGAAUCAGAACAUCAAAGACAGAAACAACUGAGGGAUCAAGAGCAGACAUUUCUACAGGAGAAAAUUUAUUUAGAGAGAUCUCAUGAAAGCAAGAUCCAAGGAUUACAGAAUGACUUUGAUAAAGAAAGAACAGAUUCUCGUACGAAAAUACGAAGACUGGAAGAUAUUCUGGAAGAGAAGGAGGAACAGUUGACUCAGAUGAUGCAGGUACAGACGCUUCAGGCCCAGCAGGCUGAUGCUGCCCUGGAGGAGUUUAAGCGGCAGGUGGAGCUGAACUCAGAAAACAUCUAUGCUGAAAUGAAAGAGCAGAUGGGAAAGGUGGAAGCAGACCUAAGCAGAUCAAAAUCUCUUCGUGAAAAGCAGUCCAAAGAAUUCUCCAGGCAGUUGGAAGAACUCAAGCAAAGAUACGAACAAGAGAUAGUAGAGCUGAAGCUGGAGCAUGAACAGGAGAAGGCGCACCUAUUCCAACAGCAUAACACAGAAAAGGAUUGCCUGGUCCAAGACCAUGAACGGGAAAUUGAAAAACUAGAAAAACAGCUUCGGGCUGCCAUGACAGAGCACAGCAAUAAAACUCUGGAAUUGAGGAAGCGAGAUGCGCAGAUAAUCUGUGAUAUGGAAGCCCAGAUCCAUACAUUGAGGGAAGAGCUUAUUCAGGUGAAUGCUCAGAGAAAACAGCAACUAGUUGAGCUUAGCCUUAUUAGAGAAGAAGAAAAGCAGAGAACUGCUCGGGACCACGAGACUGCCAUGAACAAGCUGAGAGCUGACUCAGAAAAUAUGAUGUUAGAUUUAAAAAAGACCAGUGCUGCAGAAACAGAGAUGGCUUUGGAAAAGGCCAACAGCAGGUUGAAGCAGAUUGAAAAGGAAUACAGUCAGAAGUUGACCAAAUCUGCACAGAUCAUAGCUGAACUUAAGACAACCAUUUCCUCUCUGACAGAGGAAAGCUAUCAGCAGCAGCUUGCUGAAGAAAGGCACCUGCAGGAUGUUUUACAAAAAUUUGAAGAUGAGAAGCAGCAACUGAUUAGAGAUAAUGACAGAGCAAUCAAGAUUACUUCUAUACGGCAAGAAUAUGAAAUUAAACUUAAAGGUCUGAUGCCAGCAUCUUUGAGACAAGAACUUGAAGACACAAUUCUUUCAUUAAAAUCUCAGGUCACAUUUCUGCAGAAAAGGGCAUCCAUCCUGCAAGAGGAACUGAACACAUAUCGUACCAGAAGGUAACCACUGGAGCCGGCUGAUUUGUCUGAGUCUGAUGGGCUUCCUUCAGCAGGUUUGAAGAUGUAGAUCUUGUGAACUAAACUGAGAGAUCAGGGAUUGUUUUGUUAUAAAAGACAAUGUAAUUAAGGGUAAAAAAGCACAUUCCCCAUUUAUAACAAAAUUUUAAGUUAACAAUUAUUUGAGUUAUUUCAUCCUUUAUAUUUACAAAUUUUUUAUCCUUUUGAUAUAUUCAGUAUUUAUGUAUGCCAAUAUAGUUACAGACAAAGUUCAUUUUGCUUGCUCAUGUUGCUUUUGUUACUGGCUUUCUGAUGCAGUUUUUUCACUUUUAUGCAUGCUAAAAAUCACGUCCUUAUAAUAAUCAUUAUUGUUAUAUUGUCCAAAACAUUUUGAAAUAUAUCUUACAUUGUUUUCAUG